Messenger RNA from Panicum hallii, 2399 nucleotides. RefSeq names its product protein NRT1/ PTR FAMILY 7.3-like. Lineage: Eukaryota; Viridiplantae; Streptophyta; Magnoliopsida; Poales; Poaceae. Gene Ontology annotation, molecular function: transmembrane transporter activity. The transcript has 5 exons. Gene Ontology annotation, cellular component: membrane. Gene Ontology annotation, biological process: transmembrane transport. The record is from RefSeq and is a predicted model, not a curated record. Bases 442 to 2193 code for a protein of 583 amino acids.
UCUCCUCCAAUCCUAUCCCCUCCCCUCCCCUCGCAUUGCCGCCGGUGCACGGUAGAGAGGUGAUCAUCGUUGGCCGCGGGCGCCCUUGUGUGUGUGUGUGUGUGUGUGUCUGGUGCACGUACGACCCUCGCCGGCGGCGGCCGUUCCUGCCGUUCGUCUGCUCCGGUAAAUGACUGGAGGCCUUGCCGGCGUCGUCGAGGUCGAGGUGCUGGCUCCGCUCUCGUUCGUGGCGUGCCAAUCGUCCCCGUCGCCGGAGUCGACGUCGCUGCGCGCUCGCACCGGAGGGUUUAUCAACGAAGGCUAAAUCCUGCUGGCAAUACGAUCUUUCAACGCCUCCUUACAGGAAGACUGAAGAAAUUCCUGAACAAGCUGCAGAGAGUAGAUAAUUAAGAAAUCAAGCAGGCUGAAAGUGAAGGUUCAGAAAGCCCAUUGAACAAGGUGAUGGAUCCCACCACUGUUGAGCCGAAAUGGAUGUCUCCCACCACUGAAGAUGGGUCUAUGGACAGGCGAGGAAACCCAGCUGUCAGAGCAGCAACUGGAAGAUGGAGAUCUGCCAUCCUGCUGCUAGCUAACUAUGGGCUCGUGACGUGCGCCUUCUUCGGCGUCGGUGUGAACCUGGUGGUGUUCCUGCGGCGGGUGCUCCACCAGGACAACGCCGAGGCGGCCAACAACAUCAGCAAGUGGACCGGCACCGUCUACAUCUUCUCGCUCAUCGGCGCCUUCCUCAGCGACUCCUACUGGGGCCGAUACGUCACCUGCGCCAUCUUCCAGAUCAUCUACGUGACGGGCCUGGUGAUACUGUCGCUCGCGUCAUGGUUCUUGCUGGUGAAGCCCUCCGGCUGCGGCGGCGUCAAUGCGCGCUGCGACGAGCCGUCGGCGCCCGGCGUCGCGCUCUUCUACCUGUCCACCUACAUGAUCGCCUUCGGCAACGGCGGGUACCAGCCUUCCAUCGCCACGUUCGGGUCGGACCAGUUCGACGAGACGGACCCCAAGGAAGCUCGCUCCAAGGUCGCCUUCUUCAGCUACUUCUACCUGGCGCUCAACGUCGGGUCCCUCUUCUCCAACACGGUGCUGGUGUACUACGAGGACUCGGGCCGCUGGGUCAUGGGGUUCUGGGUCUCGGCGGCCGCCGCGGCGCUGGCGCUCGUGCUCUUCCUGCUCGGCACGCCCAACUACCGGCACUUCAAUCCGAGCGGCAACCCGCUGACGCGAAUCGCGCAGGUGUUCGUCGCCGCGUUCCGCAAGUGGCAUGCCGAGGUGCCCCGAGAGGAGCUCCUCCACGAGGUGGAACGAGAGGACCCCAAGAUCUCUGGCAUCCGCAAGAUCCUUCACAGCGACGAGCUCAGGUUCCUCGACAAGGCGGCGACGGUCACCGAGGAGGAGUACGGCGCGCCGGAGAAGAUGAAGGACCCGUGGCGGCUCUGCACGGUGACGCAGGUGGAGGAGGUGAAGUGCAUCCUGAAGAUGCUGCCCAUCUGGCUGUGCACGAUCGUGUACUCGGUGGUGUUCACCCAGAUGGCGUCCCUGUUCGUGGAGCAGGGCGCCACCAUGAACACCAACAUCGGGUCGUUCCACUUCCCGGCCGCGAGCAUGUCGCUGUUCGACAUCCUCAGCGUGCUGGCGUUCAUCGCCAUCUACCGCCGCGUGCUGGUCCCCGUGAUGGCGCGGCUGUCGGGCAACCCGCAGGGCCUGACGGAGCUGCAGCGCAUGGGCGUGGGGCUCGUGAUCGGCAUGGCGGCCAUGGUUGUGGCGGGCGUGGUGGAGGUGGAGCGGCUGCGGCGCGUGGCGGCACCGGACCAGCCGAGCUCCCUGAGCGUGCUGUGGCAGGUGCCGCAGUACGCUCUGAUCGGGGCGUCGGAGGUGUUCAUGUACGUGGGGCAGCUGGAGUUCUUCAACGGGCAGGCGCCCGAUGGCGUGAAGAGCUUCGGCAGCGCGCUGUGCAUGGCGUCCAUCUCGCUGGGGAACUACGUGAGCAUCAUGCUGGUGAGCGUGGUCACCAGCCUCACCGCUGGGGAGAGGCGGCCCGGGUGGAUCCCGGGGAACCUCAACUCGGGCCACCUCGACAGGUUCUACUUCCUCCUCGCCGCGCUUUCGCUCGUGGACCUCGCAGUGUACAUCGCCUGCGCGGCGUGGUACAAGGGCAUCAAGCUCGACGGCGGCGGCGAGACGAGGAAGGCCUCCGCCCACGUUUAAACACUGGGCCUGGGCCUUCUUCUGGGUGUUCUGGUUUGGAGACGUGCCGGGCUGGCCCGUAGAAAAUAAAAUGUCAAAGAGCUGGCAUGUGGCCCGUGUUGGAUGGCCCAUGUUGUUCUGUGUCUUUGGUGUAGCUCCAAGAAUCAGUCCCAGAGCUCCAUGUAAUGCUGCUACUCCCUGCGUUCUAAUACGUAAGGCGUAACCAU